AUCCCCAACUCAUCUCAUUUCGGACAUUAGUGACAAAAUGGUUUCCAAGACUAUAUUGCUUGCACUGUGCCUGUUGCCGGUGGUGUUUUCACAAACCAAUACAACUUUUACGGGAACAUGUCCAACUGUUCUCAUACAAGCGAAAUUUAACGAGACUAAGUUUGCAGGAAAAUGGUACGAAAUAAAAAGGUUUAACAACACAUUUAUAACCGGUCAUUGCGGACGGCCAUCGUAUAAAUGGAACAAAACAAAUUACACCGUUACAUAUCCCACUAAAAAUUUACAAACUGGAACGGUAGUCACCACCAACUUUACUCUUAAAAAACAAUUGUUGCAAAAUCCGGGUAAAUAUGACGUGUAUGCUAACAAAGUAAAGAACUUCAUUCCUCAAUACAUCUUGAGCACGGAUUACAAUACCUACAGCGUAGUGUGGGGAUGUUCGUAUAAAAACAACCAGAAUAUUCAGCAUCUAUUCGUUUAUUCAAGGAACGGGACUUUAAGCGCGAACUUUUUCAAUAAGACAAUUAAGCCCAUAUUGGUACAAAAUAAGUUAAAUGUGACACGGCUUGUUGACAUUGUGCAAGAUCCCAAGAAAUGCGGUGGAUUGUGAAUUAAUGUUAGUGUACAAGACGAAUAAAAUCUUACUUUAUCAAA
This is a messenger RNA of Photinus pyralis (common eastern firefly), 654 nucleotides long. Its product is annotated as apolipoprotein D-like. The record is from RefSeq and is a predicted model, not a curated record. Lineage: Eukaryota; Metazoa; Arthropoda; Insecta; Coleoptera; Lampyridae. The transcript has 3 exons. Bases 38 to 610 code for a protein of 190 amino acids. Gene Ontology annotation, molecular function: pigment binding.